Neurospora tetrasperma FGSC 2508 is the source of this 1274-nucleotide messenger RNA. RefSeq lists its product as uncharacterized. The record is from RefSeq and is a predicted model, not a curated record. Gene Ontology annotation, biological process: L-threonine catabolic process; L-serine catabolic process. Gene Ontology annotation, molecular function: pyridoxal phosphate binding; threonine deaminase activity; L-serine ammonia-lyase activity. NCBI's taxonomy places the organism in Eukaryota, Fungi, Ascomycota, Sordariomycetes, Sordariales, Sordariaceae. The transcript has 5 exons. Bases 1 to 1059 code for a protein of 352 amino acids.
AUGGGCUCCGUAUCAUUUCCCGCGUCCUCGGAACCUCCCAAGCCCUGGGUUGAAACCCCCCUCAUCUAUUCUGCCCAACUAUCCAACGCCGCUGGGUGUAACAUCUAUCUCAAACUCGAGAAUGUUCAGCCUUCGGGGUCCUUCAAGUCUCGCGGCAUAGGCAACAUGAUGCUCCGCUCCACCCUCCCUUCUCCCCCUUCCUCCCCAAAAAUCCAUUUCUUCUGCUCCUCCGCCGGCAACGCCGGUCUCGCCUGCGCCACCACCGCCCACACAUUGGCUUGUCCAGCAACCAUCGUCGUGCCCACCUCUGCUCAGGAGCCCGUUUUGCGUCGACUUCGCGGACUAGGUGCUACGGUGGUGAUCCAUGGUAGUUCGUGGUUUGAGGCUGAUACCCACCUUCGCGAAGGGGAAAAGACACAAAAGAAGACGAAGCAAGUCUACGUUCCCCCCUUCGACCACGAAGAUAUCUGGUCUGGAGCAGCCACCUUGAUGGACGAAGUCGCUGAGCAAAUGCGCGUCGUGCACCGGGCCUAUGUCGAUGCCGUGGUGUGUAACGUUGGUGGUGGCGGGUUGUUGAAUGGCAUCAUGGAGGGCGUUUGGGAAGUGGGAGGUGGAAAGGAGCCGAGGGUUCUUGCGAUCGAAACAGUCGGCGCCGAUAGUUUCAACCAGUCAGUCAAGGCGGGCGAGCUGGUCAAGAUGAAGCAGAUCACGAGCAUUGCGUCGAGCUUGGGCGCGGUGCAAGUCUCGAAGAAGACGUGGGAGUGGAGCCAGAUGGUUGGCGGGGAGAACUUGGUCAGCGCGACGGUGACGGAUGCGGAGGCGGCCAUGGCGAGUGUCAGGUUUGCGGAUGAGCAUCGGAUGUUGGUGGAGGUAAGCUGUGGCGCGACGUUGGCAACGGCGUAUAAUGGGGAUUUGAGGAGGUAUCUUGGGAAGGGGUUGAGUGACGAGGAGUGGCGGAAUGUUAACGUUGUUAUGGUGGUUUGUGGUGGAAGUCAUGUUAGUGUGGACGUGUUGAAGGCGUAUAGGGAGAAGUAUGGGCCGGAAAUUGUCUGGGCUUGAUGUUGAGGGUAACCAAACGGUUUAUGGGUGGAUGGAUGGAUGGAUGGAAGAAAAGCAAAAAGCACGAUAUGGGGCGUUAAUGGGUCUCUCUUUGGUUGUGUCAAUCGGUGCUUUUCCUCAUGUAGGUCACUUUGCGGUCUGAAUGGCAACCUUGACCACUCAUCAGCGAGUGGAAUCAGAUUAAGUCGUCUCGAUUAAGUCUUCAGUCUUCCCUU